AUGUCAUCUGCGAAGGAUUAUAUCUUGAAAAUUGAACCUACAAUUGAUGUAAAUGAUGAGGAGGCUAUAAAAUCAACCAACAUUUUAAAAUUCUCAUUAUACCAUAGAAAACAAUCACUACUUUUCAGAUUGAAACCACUAUUGAUGAUGUUGAGCUUGACUUUGCUGGUUGUGUUUCUAAUAUUGAGAAGGAAUUCAAUCUUUCAAUUGCAUCAACUUGACGUAUUUUCAUUGAUAAUCUUAUUGUUGAUCAUGAUAUCAUUUUCAUCUAUUCAAGAACCUAGUGAUUCCUUAACAAUAAUCAAAGGUGUAGGAGCUCAAUUAGACUCAACCAAACUAUGGUCAUUUCAAAACCUGAAUACAUUUAUACCUAUCAACAAUAUGAUUGAUUUAGUAAUUCAUGAAGGGUUUCAUGGAUAUGGACAAGUUAUAUUUUAUUUAUGUUUCUUAUGUAAAUCAAAUUUGACUGAUAAUGAAGAAAAUGAUUAUGAUAGUAACAAUGAGAAAAAUGAUAAUAAUGAAAUUAUAAAAAUUGUGUUUAAAGAAUUUUUACCUAGAAAAGAUGUUUUGUUAAAGGUUAGGAAAUUAAGUAGAAAAGUGUUGUUUGAUGAAGCUCAAAGGUAUAGUGCUAGAGUUAUAGAUGAAAACAAUCAACCAGAACACAUUAUAUAA
Molecule: messenger RNA, 672 nt
Organism: Lodderomyces pseudojiufengensis
Lineage: Eukaryota; Fungi; Ascomycota; Pichiomycetes; Serinales; Debaryomycetaceae
Product: phosphatidylinositol N-acetylglucosaminyltransferase
Exons: 1
Coding region: 1-672 (223 amino acids)
Biological process (GO): GPI anchor biosynthetic process
Cellular component (GO): glycosylphosphatidylinositol-N-acetylglucosaminyltransferase (GPI-GnT) complex
Source: RefSeq, a predicted model, not a curated record